AAUAGCAAGAAGACUUGCUAAUUUGCUAUCCAUGGCAACUCCCAUUUCUAGCUCCUCCUUGUUCCUUAGAUUCUCCAUUGGUUUAUCAGCAUUUCUAUGCCUAAUUCUCUGCUCUUUGGCAGUAAGAGAUACAAAAACCCACCUCCUUUCACUUACUCACACUGUUGAAGUCAACUCUCUUCUACCAGCAAACACCUGCAGCCCCUCCACCAAAGGUCAUGACAAUAAGGCGGCAUCCGUACUGAAAGUGGUCCACAAGCAUGGCCCAUGCAACCAAUUCCACCAACUCAAAUCAAACAGUAACCCUGCCGAUCAAGAUGAAUAUCACACACAAAUCCUCAAGCAAGACGAAGCCCGAGUCAACUCAAUCCACUCCCAUUUCAACGACCCAAUCCAUAAUUACAGAAUCCCCGUCCCACUUGCACAAUCCGACGCCACCGUGAUUCCCGCCCAGUCCGGCAGCGUACUUGGUUCAGGAAACUACUUCGUCAGUGUUGGCUUGGGUUCGCCCCAGAAGAAACUCUCGCUUGUAUUCGACACCGGCAGCAGUCUCACUUGGACGCAGUGCCGACCAUGUUCUGUAUCUUGUUACCAACAGAAAGAUCCCAUCUUCGACCCUUCUCUCUCUACCUCUUACUCCAACAUCUCCUGCAACUCCGCCGCGUGUUCCCAACUUGCAGCCUCCGGUGUCGCUAGCAAUUGUUCCGCCUCCACCUGUGUUUACGGCCAACAGUAUGGAGACCGCUCGUUCACGGUCGGCUUCUUUGCCAGCGAGAAGUUAACUUUGACUUCAACAGAUGUUUUUAAUGGUUUCGUCUUCGGCUGCGGCCAGAAUAACCAAGGCUUAUUUAGGGGCAUCGCCGGUUUGCUCGGUCUCGGUCGAAGCAAGAUCUCCCUCGUUGAACAAAGAGCUCAGAAGUACAACAGAUUCUUCUCCUACUGCCUCCCCUCCACUUCAAGCUCCACCGGUUACCUCAGCUUAGGCAACUCCGACAAUGGACGUUCAGGAUAUAACGCCGUCAAGUUCACACCGCUCACCACAUUAUCUCGAGGCGCGUUGUAUUACGGCCUCGAACUGGUCGGUAUCAGCAUCGGUGGGAGUCAACUGCCAAUUUCAGCUUCGGUAUUUUCGACUUCGGGAACAAUUAUCGACUCGGGGACUGUGAUCACGCGCCUCCCAGCCACUGCGUACACAGCGCUGCGGAACGCAUUUCGAGAAGCGAUGAAGAGGUACCCAACUGCUACGUCGAUUUCUUCCCUGCUGGACACGUGUUACGAUUUCAGUGGAAUCAAAACGAUAACCUUUCCAAAGAUAGGGUUUGUGUUUGGCAAUGGGGUUACGGUAGACGUGGACGCAACAGGAAUAUUAGUCCAGCAGAGUGCUUCGCAGUUUUGCUUGGCGUUUGCCGGAAACAAAGAUGAUAGGAGUGUCGGGAUUAUUGGGAACGUUCAACAGAAGAGGUUGCAGGUAGUGUAUGACGUUGCUGGUGGAAAGGUUGGAUUUGCCCCUGAUGGUUGCCAAUGAUUCAUUAGGUGAACCAACAGAUACAAUUGUAAUACUGAUACACCUAAACAAAGUGGAUAGGUUAUGUGUUAGUAAUACAGCUAGUAAAUUAAAAAUAAAACAUUGGUUUCCCAACCAAAAAAGAUAUUAAGUAAUGUUGUGUAUGUAUGUUGAGAAUAAUUUUGAGGUGUACUCAGAAUAUGGUCAUGUGUUUAGAGCUCGAGAAAGUAUAAGUCAGAGGAGAGGGAGGGCACAUACGUACCCUCUCUCUUUUUCCAAAGUUGAAAAUUUAGUGUAUAUAUUAAUCUUGUGAAAUAUUUAC
Messenger RNA from Pyrus x bretschneideri (Chinese white pear), 1826 nucleotides. Its product is annotated as aspartyl protease family protein At5g10770-like. Gene Ontology annotation, molecular function: aspartic-type endopeptidase activity. Lineage: Eukaryota; Viridiplantae; Streptophyta; Magnoliopsida; Rosales; Rosaceae. The record is from RefSeq and is a predicted model, not a curated record. The transcript has 2 exons. Gene Ontology annotation, biological process: proteolysis. Bases 32 to 1525 code for a protein of 497 amino acids.